Cooperia oncophora is the source of this 603-nucleotide messenger RNA. Lineage: Eukaryota; Metazoa; Nematoda; Chromadorea; Rhabditida; Trichostrongylidae. The record is from the annotation of a GenBank genome assembly.
AUGGCACAGGAUUACUCGGACCCAGAGCUACAGUUAGCUCUAGAAUUGAGCAAGAAAACAUUUGAAGAGGAGGAGCGGCGGCGGAAUGAGGCGCAGGAUUUGAUUCGUUUCGAAUCUCCUGAAUCACCUGUACGAAGGGAACAAAUCAAACAAAUUAAUCGACUAUACAGCCAGCCUAGUUUUGAGUCAUAUCUAACGCCCACCCAUGAUUUCACGCAAACUUACCAUACUAUUUCUGCUACCCAAGGCUAUACUUCCCAACCACAACACUCUAGAACAAUGCACCCUUCAACACUAUUCCCUUCUGCGUCAUCACAUUCAUUCGAUGAUCGAUCUUACUUGUAUAAUACUGCUCCUUCUUGUUUACCUCCUAUUGUACCGCCAUUACCUCCCAAGGGCCACUAUAGUAAUGUAUUUCCUCCAGCGCCUGAUUUGAACAUGCGCUACGACACUCCUCCUCCUCUGCCGCCUAGACUACAUUCAACAAUUAAUUCACGAUCACUUAACAACAUUCCAUCUAUAUAUCCUGUUCUUCCUUCGUCUAGUUCACACUCAUCUAGUGCUGUAAGGGAUGAGUUCGAGCUGUUUCCAACGCCGAGGUAA